This is a messenger RNA of Penicillium chermesinum, 465 nucleotides long. It is a transcript of the gene cyn1, whose product is annotated as putative cyanate hydratase. Lineage: Eukaryota; Fungi; Ascomycota; Eurotiomycetes; Eurotiales; Aspergillaceae. Gene Ontology annotation, molecular function: DNA binding; cyanate hydratase activity. The transcript has 2 exons. The coding region runs from base 1 to 465 and encodes 154 amino acids. The record is from RefSeq and is a predicted model, not a curated record.
AUGUCUAUUGCCACCCUCGAUACAUCCGAACAUCCCGGCUUCUCCACCUCUACUCAAACCCUGUUUGCCGCCAAAGCCGAGAAAGGGCUGAAUUUCGAGCAGAUCGCACAGUACAUUGGGCGAAAUGAAGUCGGGACCGCCGCUCUGUUCUACGGACAAGCCAAAGCACGGCCGGAGGAUAUCUCGAAGCUAUCCGAGCUCUUUCAAAUUCCCCACUCCGAGUUGGAAAAGCAGCUGAAUGGCUUCCCCCACCGUGGCAAGGCGGUCGAGAUGCCUCCGAGAGAGCCAUUGAUCUAUCGCUUAUAUGAAAUUAUCCAAACCUAUGGAUACGCGUACAAGGCUAUAUUGAACGAGAAAUUCGGUGACGGUAUCAUGAGCGGCGUCUCAUUUUCAACAAACGUAGAGAAGGAGACAGAUGAUGACGGAAGCAGCUGGGCUGUUAUCACUCUGCGGGGUAAAUGGUGA